This is a messenger RNA of Cucumis melo (muskmelon), 711 nucleotides long. RefSeq names its product ribosomal protein S3, mitochondrial-like. NCBI's taxonomy places the organism in Eukaryota, Viridiplantae, Streptophyta, Magnoliopsida, Cucurbitales, Cucurbitaceae. The record is from RefSeq and is a predicted model, not a curated record. Gene Ontology annotation, biological process: translation. Gene Ontology annotation, molecular function: structural constituent of ribosome.
UCCUUCGGUGGGAUGGAUAAAAACCUUUUUUUUGAGGGAUACCCGGGAACAACUCCUAGGUCAAUUAAGGAUCAAAUCUUGGAACCUCAUGGGUAAAUUAAGCUACCACGGACCGGUAAUGGAAUUGAUAGAGAAAUUCAUAGACCUAGGUUGGAUAGGAGAAUUGAUAAAGGGAAUAGAGAUGAUGAUAGAGAUCAUACUGAGAAACAGAAGAAUUCCCUAUGGGUACAACUCUUAUUUGAACGAAGUGAAAAAAAUGCGAUCUUUCUUGUCUAAUAGAACAAAGACUAAUACCUUAAUUGAGUCAGUCAAGAUCAAAUCUGUUUAUCAAAGUGCUUCUCCGAUUGCUCAAGACAUCUCUUUUCAACUGAGAAAGAAAACAAGAUCAUUUCGUUCCAUUUUGAGUCAAAUAGUUCAGGAUAUUCCAUUUGUCAUGAAAAAAGGGGUUGAGGGGAUCCGUAUAUGUUGUUCAGGUCGAUCAGAAGGCGCGGAAAUAGCUAGAACGGAAUGCGGAAAGUAUGGAAAAACAUCUCGUAAUGUAUUUCACCAGAAAAUCGAUUAUGCUCCUGCGGAAGUAUCUACUCGUUAUGGAAUCUCAGGUGUCAAAGUGUGGAUUUCAUAUAUAAAAAAGAAAAAGGAAGGUGUUAUAUCCGAAACGUACGAAAUAUAGUAAAUAUCGUAAAGGCAGAUGUAGUAGGGGUUGCAAACCGG